GAUAAGAAACCCGAUGUUGAAGUAGUUUGCUACUGGGGAAGCUGGUCUGUAUAUAGAAAAGAGAACGGCAAAUUUGCAACUAAAGAUAUUGACGUCAAAAGUUGUACCACAAUUGUAUAUGCAUUUGCAGGUCUUAAUUUAGAUCAAAGGACAACAUCACUGGAUCCCUAUAAAGAUGUAACUCUGACUGGCUUCGCAAACUUUACAGCCCUUAAAGAAGAUAAUCCUUGUUUGACAACAAUAUUAGCUAUUGGUGGCUGGAAUGAAGGUUCUAGAAAAUAUUCUGUGAUGGCAAAUUCACAACAACUACGUCAAAAUUUUGCAGACAGUGUCAUAGCAUUUUUAGCGUUCUAUGGAUUUGACGGAGUUGACAUCGAUUGGGAGUAUCCCACUACCAGAGGUGGUAUUAAAGAAGAUGGAGAAAAUUUUAUUUCUGUUUUACAGGAACUGAAGAGUAGGUUUAAAAAGUACGAACUAAAACUCUCCAUUGCUGUUUCCAUAGAUGUAGACUUGAUUAAUACGGCAUAUCUUGUACCAAAAUUAGUUGAUUUGGUUGAUAACGUCAAUGUGAUGGCUUACGACUAUGUGACAUCAAACUCAAACGUUACUGGACUCUCUUCUCCAUUGUCAAAAAUAAAAGACACUAUUUCGCAUUGGUUGCAAGCAGGACUACCAUCGAAAAAGCUUUUCCUUGGCAUUCCAGCCUAUGCUAAAACUUUUAUAUUAGCCGAUACAGGAAAUACAGGUGUAGGUGCUCCAGUCACAGGUGAGGGAGACCCAGGAGAGUUUACUCAGGAGGCAGGAUUGUUGGCAUAUUACGAGGUAAAAUCUUUGAUGAAUGAUCCCACUGAGGUUGCUACAACUGUUGAUGAUACAAAUUAUUUUACCUUUGAUAAGUAUUGGUUUACAUUUGAUACACCUGAGACCGUCAAGACGAAAGUUAACUAUGCAAUGGAACAGAAACUUGGUGGAAUUAUGUUUUGGGCUCUUGAACUAGACGAUUUUAAUGGAGAUUAUGGUGAUAAAUAUCCAUUAUUAAAUGCUAUAACAGACGCUAUCGCAAAUUACAGUCCUUCCAAUAACAAAAAUUAAAUAAUAUCAAGUGAAAAAUAUUUAUAUUUAAUUUAUAUUAAAAUAAACAGUAAAUAUUA
Molecule: messenger RNA, 1151 nt
Organism: Diabrotica balteata
Lineage: Eukaryota; Metazoa; Arthropoda; Insecta; Coleoptera; Chrysomelidae
Source: the annotation of a GenBank genome assembly